Gadus chalcogrammus (walleye pollock) is the source of this 3557-nucleotide messenger RNA. RefSeq names its product angiopoietin 1 (gene angpt1). Gene Ontology annotation, molecular function: receptor tyrosine kinase binding. The transcript is spliced from 9 exons. The coding region runs from base 1 to 1215 and encodes 404 amino acids. The record is from RefSeq and is a predicted model, not a curated record. Gene Ontology annotation, biological process: Tie signaling pathway; angiogenesis. NCBI's taxonomy places the organism in Eukaryota, Metazoa, Chordata, Actinopteri, Gadiformes, Gadidae.
AUGCACGUGCAUAUCGAGAGCUACAUCAGGGAGAGCAUGAAGACAGAGAUGGCUCAGCUUCAACAGAGCGCCGUCCACAACCACACGGCCGCCAUGUUGGAGAUGGGCACCAACCUGCUCUCCCAGACGGCCGAGCAGACCCGGAAGCUGACCGACGUGGAGACGCAGGUCCUGAACCAGACGUCCCGGCUGGAGAUCCAGCUGCUGGAGAACUCUCUGUCCACCAACAAGCUGGAGAAGGAGCUGAUGGUGCAGACGAAUCAGAUCAGCAAGCUGCAUGACAAGAACGGGCUGCUGGAGCAGAAGAUGCUGGAGAUGGAGGUGCGGCACCAGGACGAGCUGGAGCGCCUGCGGCUGGAGAAGGGGAGCCUGCAGUCCCUGGUGGGCCGGCAGACCGGGGUCAUCAAGGAGCUGGAGACCCAGCUGAACCGCGCCACCGGGAACAGCACCGCCCUGCAGAGGCAGCAGCAGGAGAUGAUGGACACGGUCACCAACCUCAUCAGCCUCUGCUCCAAGGAUACAGCGGUACCCAACAGCACCAAGAAGGCAGAGGAGGACAAGAAGCACCGAGACUGCGCCGACGUCUACCAGGCGGGCUUCCACAAGAACGGGGUCUACACCAUCUACAUCACGCCCCAGGAGACCAAGAAGGUCUACUGUAACAUGGAGUCAGCUGGUGGCGGCUGGACGGUCGUUCAGCGCAGAGAGGACGGGAGCGUGGACUUCCAGAGAACAUGGAAGGAGUACAAGAUGGGCUUCGGGAACCCGGCUGGGGAGCACUGGCUAGGGAACGAGUUCAUGUACCUGCUGAGCAGCCAGCGGCCCAACGUCCUGCGAGUGGAGCUGACCGACUGGAACGGACACCAGGCCUUCUCCCUGUACGACCGCUUCCUGGUGGGCAGCGAGAAGCAGAACUACAGGUUGUCCCUGAAGAGUCACAGUGGGACGGCGGGUCGUCAGAGCAGCCUGGUCAUCCACGGCGCCGACUUCAGCACCACCGACAUGGACAACGACAGCUGCCUGUGCAAGUGCGCCCUCAUGCUCACCGGAGGUUGGUGGUUUGACGCCUGCGGCCCGUCCAACCUGAACGGAAUGUACUUCGCCGAGGGCCAACACAUCGGCAAGCUCAACGGCAUCAAGUGGCACUACUUCAAGGGCCCUAGCUACUCGCUACGUGCUACCACCAUGAUGAUCCGACCUCUGGAUUUCACCUAGGACCAGCAUCUAGCUACUAGCUACUAGCUCCUGGCUACCUGCUACCACCAUGAUGAUCCGCCCUCUGUACUUCACCUAGGACUAGCAUAUAGCUACUUGUUACGUGCUACGACUAUGAAGAUCCACCCUACAGACUUCACCUAAGAAUAGCAUCUAGCUUCGUUCUACGUGCGAUAACCAUGAUGAUACAACCACAACUUCUGCUAAGACUAGCUACUAGCUGCUUGCUACGUGCUACGACUAUGACUAUAUACCCUCUAGACUUUUACUAAGACCUGCUGCAAGCAACACGCUACUACAAGAGUAAAAACCCACCUUGUAGACUUCUGCUUAGAAUAGCAGCUAGCUACAUGCUACAACGAUGACAAUCCGUCUUUUAAACAUGUUCCAAAACAUUUUACUUGCUGCUGGCUACGCACUACAACCACGAGAAUCCAGCUCUGAGCCGUAUCCUCAGACUAGCUACUUGCUAUGUGAUGCGUGCUGUUACCCAUGACAAUCCAGCUAUUAGACCUCUCCUCAGACUAGCUACUUGCUACUUAAUGCGUGCUAUUACCAUGACAAUCCCGCUAUUAGACUUGUCCCAAGACUAUAACCUCUCUACGUGUCGCCAUAAUUAGCCCCUAGCCACUCUUUACUUGCUAGCAUGGCUCACCCGUUGACCUUCUCUUGAGUAGCCCGCCGCUAUGCGCUACAGCCGCGGUGAUUCGCCCGCGACGCUUCGCCGGGGAUCGGGUUUCAGACGUUUGUAAAAGGACACUUCCUGUUUGGCUCCGUGCGUGGGAUGCAGCCUGGCUCAUAACUGGGACGCUAUCGUUGUCUCGUAACCUUUUACACAGAUCUCAGUCCACAGGGAACACUGCCAAGUGGGACGGACUGGGACCUACUUCUGGGAAAGAGAAACGAAAGAAUGGACCUUCUUUUGUCUGGAGGCCAAGCUGCCUAAACCGGACUUGAUGUGAUUGAGGAUUCCUGGUUGGCAUUAACUGAUGGACUGAUUAGCAGGCACAUCUCUGUCUCCGCACCCUGGACCGGUGUGCCGAGGGAACUUUGGUUGUGGAGAUCACCUCGAUACUGUGUUGGAUACUAAGGGCCGUGAGGUGACCCCCUUCGUCUGUAUAAUAUGAAUAUAUAUAUAUAUAUAUAUAUAUAUAUAUAAAUAUAUAUAUAUUGUGUGUUUUUCUACUAUUGUCCUUUGUGUCACUUUGGUCCACUAUAUUACAGGUGGGUGGUGUUGGAGGUUUUAUGUAAAGGCCUACUUUGUACGUUGUUGUGUUCCCAUUAUAAGGAACAACUGAGGUUAUGUAAAUCUGUCUGGCGAUACCUUCUUGGUUAUGUCGAGGCGCUUGGCUUGUCUGGUACGCAUCCAGUGUUUGAAGAAGUGCUUCUGAAUAUCUCAGAGUUGUUAAGCGAUUCCAUCCACCAACUGUUGUUUGGACUAGGGCCUGAGACACAGUGUGUAACCCUCAUUUGAAUGUCGAUUUACGAAUUGGCGGGCAAACGAUGCAGACUCGCCAAGCGAAUUAAAUCAAAAUUCCGUCGGUCAAAUUCUUCAAGCGUUGACGCAGGUGUGUGGAUGUGUGUAAUGGUUGGUAGUAUAUCUAUUUUCUCACUCGUAGAACAAUAAAAAUGUGUUUAGCGCUCGUGUUUUCCAUGCAAGGUGUAAAUAAUUGACCUGAUCAAAAACAACAGUAGUAGAACUUCCAUUGAGUGUGAGCAGAAGUGAACCCUUGACACGGUACGAUGCGUGUUUUCCCAUCUCGUUGGAGGGCCUUCUGGGGGCCGGAGCUCUGGUCCGGCCAGACUAUAUUUCCUUCCUAAUAGGUGAUAAAAGCGCCGUAAAACACAGAGAGUAAGACGGAUACUUAGCCCCUGUCAGAGCUCUGCUGGUUUCCGUGUGGAGUUGAAUCACGCAGUGGUUCCGCUAAACCAAUCACGAUUGCACGUCGUAGGACCUUCUCGAUGCGAACAGCAGGAAGGAAUAUAUAGGGGAACAUCUGGACCCGGAGAUAAGAACCAAUCUCCCCCCGUGAAGGACGACAAGACGCCGUGUUAUCAGCUGAUGUGUUUGUGUGCAGAAAUUGCUCUCCUGAGGGGACGAAUUCAUAGUUAGAGGUUCGGUAUUUCCACCCAUGGAGGUUCUGACAUCGAGCGAGAAGAAGAAAAGCCCUCAAACCCUCCUUUCCUUUUACCUCAUCGUGUUGUACAUUUGCCGAUUUAUUUAACGUCUUUUUUUUUUUCUUUUUUGUCGUAACAAGUGGUACGUGUUGUGUUUUUAAGAUUAAAUAAAGAAGCAUGUGAUGCGCAAAUGUUUCCAACGUGGCGACCCCGUCUCCGUUUAU